Molecule: messenger RNA, 230 nt
Organism: Sphenostylis stenocarpa
Lineage: Eukaryota; Viridiplantae; Streptophyta; Magnoliopsida; Fabales; Fabaceae
Source: the annotation of a GenBank genome assembly
GUCGGGGCUUAGGCUCAGCACAAUGGUGUGAAAGGUUGGCAGAUAGGGUGGUGCUUAACAUCAUAGAAUCUAGUCAUGGGGAUAAGGAUCAAUCGACAGGGUUGGAGAUGUUUCAUGAGACUCUAAUGGAAGAGUACAAAUUUACCCCAACGUUAAGAUCCAAGUGGAAUAAUGUUAAUAAGAAAUGUAGUAUUCAAAUUUACCUCCCAUCCCAUCUUUUUGCUGAGUAG